This is a messenger RNA of Diorhabda sublineata, 402 nucleotides long. RefSeq lists its product as uncharacterized. The transcript is spliced from 3 exons. NCBI's taxonomy places the organism in Eukaryota, Metazoa, Arthropoda, Insecta, Coleoptera, Chrysomelidae. The coding region runs from base 23 to 343 and encodes 106 amino acids. The record is from RefSeq and is a predicted model, not a curated record.
UGACAUUCUGUGCAAUCCUCAAAUGAAUACUUUCGGUAUUAUAUUGGUAAUUUUUAUAAUUACAGAUGAAUAUGAAGGAAAAGUAACCUAUACGUUUCCAGAAUUUCAAUACAAAGAAACAAAUAAAAACGAGGUUAUGUAUAGAGAAGUAGAAGCGGCGUGUCAAAGAGGAUGCAUUGGAAAAAAUGGCGUGUCAAAAAUAUUAUGCGUUCGACAGUGCAUUUCCCCUUCCUGUUACAAGGAACUGUAUCAACCAGAUUUGUUGGAGGAAGGAGAGGUAGAUGUAAGACUAAAUUCAUUCAAAGGAUGUUUUAUUCAACGAUACAACAGAUCUCGCCCAUAACCAUGGCUAUACACCAAUAUAUUAAUAACAAACACCUAAGACUAUUUUACAAUUUACAA